AUGAUGAAGAGCGAGAAAGAUGAUAUUAAAUAUACAGAAUCAAGUCGCUCUAUAACAUCCUCAGCAGAGGAAGAUAAGUCAAAGUCUAAGACAAAAACUGCAUUCAGUAAAGGCAUCAAAAAAUUGGGACGUUCAGUAUCUAUACUAGGAAUUGGGACACCUGAAGAGGCUCCGACUGAUGGCUUUCAGGCUGUUGGAUAUGAAUCUGUUGAUCUGCCGAAUGAUCCAAUUGAAGUAACGUAUUUACCUGAAAGAUCUUUAUCAUCGUCAUCUUUAAAAAAGUCAUCUGAGAACUCUCGCUCAUCAGCCGAGCAUCAACAUGGUAAGCACCAUUUGGAAAGCAAUAAACCUGAUAGCAGUUUAACAAGUAGCAGCUCCGUAAGUGUAGCGAGCUGUGAUCCUAGAACGAAAACAUCAACUUCGCAUGGCGACCGAUCUUUGUCUCUGGUUGGCUUAAACUUGGCUGGAUAUGGGUUGCUGUCAGAUGCUUUACCUAACUCUCAUAUUAAUUCACUGCUGAAAAUAACUGAUGCUGAAAAUGACUUUAGCUCUGAAAUAAACGAGGCUAACAGAAAUCAUUAUGUCCUGAAUAAUUUAGAUGCCAAUGAAAUAUUUGCAAAGAAUGAAAUGCAAGGUGGAAGUCAUGCUGAAGGGGAAGGACCCUUAGGGCCUCCUUUGGGCAUACAACGAGCGAAUACUGUUGCGUCGUAUUCUUUCCCGAAGCCAGAGCUAAGACGAAUCGGUAGUGUGAGCCGUUUACUUUCAUCAAGAAACAUUGGAAGCACAAACGGAGCUCUGACUGGAAGCUCUAUUCAGUCCUUUAGUUCAGUUACGUCUCACAUGAGCCAAAUGCCAAGUCAAGAAGUGGUGGACCUACUAUUCGAGAAAUUGCUAUCUGUCAGGGUGUUUGCUGAAAAAGCUGUGAAGAGUUUGAAACAACAACCUACGAAGCGCAAAUGGGAGUUACUACUUCGUGAAAGUGAGACAAACUCCGAGUUUCAGCUAAAGUCAUAUAUCAAAUCAAUUAACCUUUCUCUUGAAUCUACCAGGUCACAAGCGAGUGCAGCUGAUGAGAAAACAGUCAAAAGUGUUGAUUCGUCUGAAAAGCGCUUAUUUGACCACCAAACUGCUCCAGUGUACGUAAACUCUAAUUCUACUUCUACUUCUGUUGGUCCAAAGUCUGAGCCCGUAUCUAGUAAGGAUCUGGUAAGUGCAGCUUCAUCGCUCAAAAAAACGAAAAUAAAAGAAGGUUCACCUGGUUGGUAUGUUAGCCGCAUUAUGUCAAAUAAACUAAACACAACAGGUUAUAAAAGAUUAGAGAAGAAGUUGAACGAAAAUAGCAUGUCAUCGAAAUAUAAUACCAAUUGGGUUGAGAGUUUUAUCGAAGCUCAGGGCGAGACUGCACUUUCUGUAAUCUUAUCAAGAAUAAAUAAGAAGAGCAUUAAGUCUAAUGAUGAAUUCGAUAAGGAGUUCCUUAUCGUCAAAUGUUUCAAAAACAUUUUAAAUGCAGAAUUUACAGAAGGACAGAAUCAGACAGGGUCAUCACUGAUUAGAAAUAAAUCUCACAUAAUAAGGUCUAUUAUAUUUUCAUUGAUAUCACCUAGAGUAGCAACAAGGAUUCUAGUGACUGAAGUCUUGAUUUUCUUGGCUUAUUAUCAAGAUAAUGAGCUUGCACCUAACAUACUAGAAGCAAUGAUAAACUUACAAGAUUUACUAGGUGAUUUUGUUAGGUUUCAGCCUUGGAUUAAUUCUUUCGAAUCUUUUUUGAAUCAAUACUCGAACUCAGUUAGUGGAGAUAAAAAGAAUCGUGAAUUUCAGCUUAAAAAUUACUCUUUAACCACCCUAUUGCUUGUGAAUGCUCUAAUUGAGGGAACGAAGCAGACCAAGUCUCGAAUUUUCAUAAGAAAAGAAUUAACAGAUUCCAAUCUUUUAAAAGUAUUUGAUAGGUUAAAAGCGAUCAAAGAUAGAAGAAUUAAUGAUGAAAUCGAGCAAUAUGAAUUAUUUGCUGAAGAAGAUAAUUUAUAUUUCCUGACCCCAAUUGAAAGCGUUACGAAAAUAGAUUUGAAAUCGCUAUCAAUUAAUGAGUUAUUUAACGACCUAAUGAAAGAUUUCGAAGACUCUGAAACAGAAUUUAACCGCCAUUUUAGAUCUAUACUAGAGAAUCUUUUUCUUCUCAAAAAUAGUGGUCGAUCAAACAGAGAAAUUCGGGACAUUUUAAUUUUAAUGAAUUCAGUGUUGCAUCGUAUUAUCCAAGAAUCCACUACUGCUAUGGCCAAUACUGACUCAGUAAUAUAUAAUUCGAUCCAAAAACUUACGGAUAGCCUCGCCACAGAUGAUACAGCUAGAAGAGCGCUACUUGAAUCGAAGGAUUUGGCAGAAAAAGUCAAACUUUUGAAACAAACAAACAAAGACUUGAAAAAAGAAACUACGUUUGGGUUUGAUGAAACGAUUUUGAAAUUAAAAGAAUCUAAUGAAGCGAAAGAAAAUAUUAUUGAUUCGCAACAGAAAAAAAUUGGUAUCUUGCAAUAUCAACUCAAGAUUCUUGAGCGGGAAAAGAGUAAAAACAGUAAUCCCAGUUAUUCCAGUAAUUCGCCCAAUUCCUUUUCGGAUUCGGUUCAGAGUAAUAGUGAACGAAACCAAAGCACGGUGGGCAAAGGGGAUAAGCAGUUGAAAAUAAAGUCGGCAUCUCUAUCAGAUCGAGUAUCUAAAGCGGCUCGUUCAGAUGAGACCUCUUUGGCACAAGUGCAAUUUCAGUACACUAGCAUAUCUGAAGGAGCUCCUAAGGUUAACGAAAGGUCAGCCACAGAUCCAGAGGCUCCCUCAAAACCAGGUAAAAAAAUUGUUCGCUCCCUAACACCUCCGCGACCCUUGGUUCAGUUACUAAGCUACCAAGAGUCUCCUCAAGGUCCUCAAUCUGCCCCGGGAUUUCCAAAUGCAACUGUACCGUACACAACGUCAGAAAGCGUUACAACUCUGCUUCCUAAAUCUGCCCCGCCGGCUCCACCGCCGCCGCCGCCGCCGCCUCCUCCUCCUCCUCCUCCUCCUCCUUUCCUAGUGCCAUCUGGAAAGACUUCGAAGAAUGCAGCGCAUCCACCAUCUCAAACUUCGCUUACUGCUCCACCACCUCCCCCUCCCCCUCCACCGCCGCCGCCGCCGCCACCUUCACUAAUUCCACCAUCUGUUGAUUCUUUGAAAAGAGGAAGCUCCGAGCUUAUGGAAGCUUCUAAACACAAGCUUAUAACAUCGAAUACUAGUGAUGGAAUACCACCUAAUACCCCGACUAAGCAACCAAAUGAGCGAGGUGAAAUUUCUAGUUCUUGUUCUCCCGAUAAGAAUAGUAGUCACGGCACACCUACAAUGGCGGUUCGGCCAAAAAACAAGCUAAAACAGAUGCAUUGGGAAAAGAUUGAUGAUAUUUAUCAAACAUUUUGGAAUGAUAUUCACCAUGGGAAGCUAUCUGAUAAGUUGCUAGAGACUGGUAUUCUAGGAGAGGUGGAAAAAGUGUUUGCUGCCAAGUCCUCUACUAUGAAAUGGAAGCCUAAGAAUAAUAACCAUGCUUCGUCAUCGAAUUCUGAAAAAAGGGUCAAUAAAGUGUCAUUUUUAACUAGGGAUACUGCUCAGCAGUUUGGGAUCAAUUUGCAUAUGUUCGCUAAUAUCCCAGUGAUGGAUUUAGUUGCGAAGGUAUUGCAUUGUGACAAGGACAUCUUGGAAAAUUCUAGCGUCUUAGAGUUUUUCAAUAAUGAUAGUCUUACCGAUGUUUCUGAUUCGAUGGUUAGAAACUUUGAACCAUUUUCAAUCGAUUUUACCUUACCGGAGAAAAAGCCCAUAAGAAAUCCUGAAGAAUUAGAGCGGCCGGACCGUUUAUAUUUGGAGUUGUGUUUUAACUUGAGGCAUUAUUGGAAAUCUAGAUCGAGGGCCAUACUCUUAAUUCAUACGUUUCAAAAGGAUUAUUCAGAUCUAAUGCACAAAUUGCAAAUGGUCGACGCUGCUAAUAAAAACUUAAGGAAUUCGGAGAGCUUGAAAAAUGUACUAGGUAUUAUAAGAUCGGUUGGAAAUUUUAUGAACGAUGCUUCAAAACAAGCGAUGGGUUUUAAAUUAGAUACAUUACAGAGACUCAAGUUCAUGAAAGACGAUAAGAAUUCAAUGAAUUUCUUAAAUUAUAUUGAGAAAAUUGUUAGAAACACAUUUCCUGAAUAUGGCUCUUUCGUGGAUGAACUCAAUCCUUUAAGUGUCAUCAAGAAUUUAUCCAUAGAGCAAUUGGAAAAAGAUUGCAAUGAUUUCGAAAAAUCCAUUACUAAUACUUUGAGCUCAAUGUCCAAAGGUAAUUUAAGUGAUCAGUCAUUAUUCCAUCCAGAAGAUAAAGUUUUAUCUGUCAUCUCUGGCCCAUUGGAAAAUGCAAGGCUGAAAAACUCCUUAUUAAAGUCUCAUCUCUCUAGGACUCUAGAAGAAUUUGAACAAUUGAUGGUAUAUUACGGUGAAAAUCCUAGGGAUUCGAAUAGCAGAAACUAUUUCUUUAGCAAAUUCGUGGCCUUCAUUAACGAGUUCAAAAAAUCACAUAUAGAAAAUGUUCAAAAAGAGGAGGAGCAGAGAGCAUAUGAAGCCCGAAAAAGGGCUGUGGAAAAUGCCAAAGAGCCACAGGAACGUAGAACUAAAAAGAAACCGCUGAAAUUAUUAGGUGAACAAAAAGGGACUGCAAAAUCGAAAGAAGGCGUCGAUGUUGAAGACGAGAAUAAUUCGAACGAUGAUGAAGAAAUAGACAUCUCUCAGAUCCUGGAUAGUGACAAUUCGAAUGCCAUGAUAGACAGUCUUCUUCAACGACUCAAAGCUAGGGCGCCACUUUCGUCAUCCUCGGGAUCUUCUCGAGAGUCUCGAAGUAGAAGCAAGUUCAACAAAUAUUCAUCUGAUUAUUCGUCAAAGUCUUUUGACGACUUACUUCUCACAAAUAAGGGGCCACCUUUAGGAGAGGCUAAACAUGAAUAUCAAAGUAUCACUCUGCUAAAAAGAAGAUUAACCACAAGAAGAAAGUCUACAGAUCUUGGAAAUAUGCUUCCAAAGACUGAUCAAGUCAUGUUACGCGCACAUGCUAUGUUGACUCAACUAAGGAGCGAAGAUUCUCAGAAAGAGGAAACUCAAACCCUAGAAUAUUCUGAUAGUCAAAAUGAUUCGAGGGCCAGAGUAAAUCAGGGAUCCCAAUGCCAGGAUUCUGAAUCCAACUACUUAUUCCCGGCAUCAACUUCUAUUUCUGUGCCAGAGUAA
Molecule: messenger RNA, 5256 nt
Organism: Priceomyces carsonii
Lineage: Eukaryota; Fungi; Ascomycota; Pichiomycetes; Serinales; Debaryomycetaceae
Gene: BNR1
Product: Bnr1p
Exons: 1
Coding region: 1-5256 (1751 amino acids)
Biological process (GO): mitotic actomyosin contractile ring assembly; actin filament bundle assembly; barbed-end actin filament capping
Cellular component (GO): cellular bud neck; mating projection tip; cell division site
Molecular function (GO): small GTPase binding; actin binding
Source: RefSeq, a predicted model, not a curated record